Molecule: messenger RNA, 7339 nt
Organism: Chroicocephalus ridibundus (black-headed gull)
Lineage: Eukaryota; Metazoa; Chordata; Aves; Charadriiformes; Laridae
Gene: ABCG4
Product: ATP binding cassette subfamily G member 4
Exons: 15
Coding region: 544-2472 (642 amino acids)
Biological process (GO): cholesterol homeostasis; transmembrane transport; cholesterol efflux
Cellular component (GO): membrane
Molecular function (GO): ABC-type sterol transporter activity; ATP hydrolysis activity; ATP binding
Source: RefSeq, a predicted model, not a curated record
UAGCAAACCCCAGGCUUCUGCGCUGAGGACGCUCAGGGCCUUCUGGCUUGCUGGGCGAGGAAAUCGGGCCGGUCCCUUUAAGAGGAUUUUUCGCUGCCUGGCACUGCUGCCUGCCUGGGCAGCCCAUCCUGCCGCCCCGACAGGCAGAAGCAGCAGCAGGGACAAAGCUGGCGGAGAGGGGCACAGCCGGGCCCGGGGGGCUGCUAGCCACUGCUGGGCUAGGGGUUUAGAGCAACCCUCCCGCCCUGCCCAGCCCAGCCCAGCCCAGCCCAGCCCAGCCCAGCCCUGCGGAGCGAUGGGGAGGAGACCCCGGCUGGGGACCCGCGGGGGCAGCGCCCAGCCUGGGUCCCGGCGCUGAGGACCGUCCGGCUGCCGCCGAGCCGCUCCCUGCCCGGCCCGGCCCGGCGCCGGCCCCCGGCCCCCGCCGCGGGCAUCGCCCCUUUGUCUGCGGAGGAGGGAGAGGCGGAGGGCGCUGCGGCGGAGGCACGGCCGCAGCCGGCGGAGAGAGGAGCUGCCGCGCCCGCAGCCUGCCAGAGCAGCAGGAUGGCAGAGAAGGGUAUGGAUCCUGCAUGUGUCUCCAUUGCCCUGGAGGACACAGUGUGCCACGCCAGCCCCCCAGAUGCCCCGCUCCUCACCACCCAUUUGAAGAAGGUGGAGAACCACAUCACAGAGGCCCAGAGGUUUUCCCACCUCCCGAAGCGCUCGGCUGUCAACAUUGAGUUCAUCGACCUGUCCUACUCUGUGCGGGAAGGCUCCUGGUGGAGGAAGAGAGGGUACAAGACUCUCCUCAAAUGCCUGUCAGGGAAGUUCUGCCAGCGGGAGCUCAUUGGGAUCAUGGGGCCCUCAGGUGCUGGGAAGUCCACACUCAUGAACAUCCUGGCUGGCUACAGGGAGACUGGCAUGAAGGGGCAGAUCCUGGUGAAUGGCCGGCCACGGGAUCUGCGUACCUUCCGCAAGAUGUCCUGCUACAUCAUGCAGGAUGACAUGCUCCUGCCGCACCUCACUGUGCUGGAGGCUAUGAUGGUCUCCGCUAACCUGAAGCUGAGUGAGAAGCAGGAGGUGAAGAAGGAGCUGGUGAACGAGAUCCUGACGGCUCUGGGGCUGCUGGAGUGCUCCUACACCCGCACCAUCUCGCUGUCAGGGGGGCAGCGCAAGCGCCUGGCUAUUGCCCUGGAGCUGGUGAACAACCCUCCGGUCAUGUUCUUCGAUGAGCCCACGAGCGGUCUGGACAGUGCCUCCUGCUUCCAAGUGGUUUCCCUGAUGCGGUCCCUGGCACAGGGUGGGCGCACCAUCAUUUGCACCAUCCAUCAGCCCAGCGCCAAGCUUUUUGAGAUGUUCGACAAGCUGUACAUCCUGAGCCAGGGCCAGUGCAUCUUCAAAGGCGUCGUGACCAACCUCAUCCCGUACCUGAAGGGUCUCGGCCUCCACUGCCCCACGUACCACAACCCUGCUGAUUUCAUUAUCGAGGUGGCCUCAGGAGAGUAUGGGGACCUCAACCCCGUCCUGUUCCGUGCUGUCCAGAAUGGCAUGUGCACCAUGGCCGAGAAGAAGAGCAGCCCCAACAAGGCAGAUCCAUCAUGCCCGGCACACUGUGUGACGGACGUGGACCACAUCGAGAGCCACACGUUUGCCACCAGCACUUCAACCCAGUUCUGCAUCCUCUUCAAGAGAACCUUUAUCUGCAUCCUAAGGGACACGGUGCUGACCCACCUGCGGUUCAUGUCCCACAUCUGCAUUGGGGUGCUGAUUGGGCUGCUCUAUCUGCACAUUGGCAACGAUGCGGGCAAAGUCUUCAACAACACCGGCUUUCUCUUCUUCUCCAUGCUCUUCCUCAUGUUUGCUGCGCUGAUGCCCACCAUCCUCACCUUCCCCCAGGAGAUGUCUGUAUUCCUGCGGGAGCACUUGAACUACUGGUACAGCCUGAAAGCCUAUUAUCUGGCAAAGACCAUGGCGGAUGUGCCCUUCCAGGUGAUCUGCCCCAUUGCGUACUGCAGCAUUGUGUACUGGAUGACGGGCCAGCCACCCGAAGCCACGCGCUUCCUCCUCUUCUCUGCCCUGGCCACUGCCACAGCCCUGGUGGCCCAGUCCCUCGGGCUUCUCAUCGGAGCUGCAUCUACUUCCCUACAGGUGGCCACCUUUGUGGGACCCGUCACUGCUAUCCCUGUCCUGCUCUUCUCGGGCUUCUUCGUCAGCUUCAAGACCAUCCCCACCUACCUGCAGUGGAGCUCCUACGUCUCCUAUGUCAGGUAUGGCUUUGAGGGAGUCAUUCUCACCAUCUAUGCUAUGGAGCGUGAGGACCUGGAGUGCCUCGAGGACUUCUGCCCUUUCCAAAAACCCAUCAAGAUCCUGCAGGAGCUGGACGUGGAGGAGGCUAAACUGUACCUGGACUUCCUCAUCCUGGGCAUCUUCUUCAUCAUCCUGCGGCUCCUGGCUUACCUGGUCCUCAGGUACAAAGUCAAGUCAGAGAGAUAAAGGGGAUGCGGUGCCAUUCCUGGGCCUGGCCUGCUGUGAGAGACAGUUCUGCAGAUGGACAGAGAGCAGGUCAUGGACUGUGCCGGAGGUGUCAGUAGGUGCCAGCCAGGCCUGGCUCAGUCAAGAAGGGUUUGAGACAUCUCGGAACUGUUUUAACCUUUCCACACACUCUUCAUUGCAAAAGUUUUUUACAGCCCUGGCAUGUGCCACCCUCUCCCCCAGGACUGCCAAACCCCACAGAGCUUGGACUCCCUCUUGUCACCCCUGCCCGGCACUGCCCUUCUCUGCCAAACACAUUGGGACACCAAGGACAGUCCCGUGGAGGCAGCUGUCUGCUGAUCAAGGUCGACAGGAGCCCGCUCUGGGCAGGAGGCCAGCAGCGCCGUGGAGCUGAUCCUAGGGCUGAAGGUGGGAGGAGACGCCUGCAGAGCAUGGAUCAGUAGCACAGCACACAUAGCCCCAUUGCUCGCUCUGGCCAGCAGCGUGUGUGUCAGUGCGAAGAAGAGCCCAGAGAUGCAAUAGGUCAAGUUGCACAAGGCUUUAGUGUUUCCUGUUCCUAUAGCCACAGAAAUUGCUGCAUCCCCUUUUUCUUUCUGCGUAAAUCCCCUCUUUCUUUUUUUUUCUUUUUUCUUUUCUUUCUUUUUUUUUUUAUAAACCCCACUGCUUCCCAGUCUGCAUAGAGGGGAAAGGGAGCCAGCAGGCAGAGAAGGACUUGGGGCUCUGUCUCAGCUUUCUGCUCAGAUGCCAUGCUCAGAGAUGAGAUCUUCAAAGCUGGGGAUGUGGCAGGGUCUGUGGGAAUGGGACAGUAUUCUCAGACCUUAGGGAGUUUCACGUUCAGUCCCUGUUGUCUUUGGGGUUUGAGCCAAGAGGAUAAAAUCAACCCAUGUGGAGAGAAGUGACUGGUCCCUUCAAGUGCCACAUGGAAUGGGGAGGAUUUAACGUUCCCACACCCUGCCAGCACCAGGCAGCUGAAAAACAGGGCUGUGCUCAGCUGUGCCACUGCUAGAGCCUCUACUGCAGGAGAAGAGCUGGCCCUGAGCCCUCCCCUUGCACCGUCUUGCUUCUCACUCCUCUUCCUCCGGCAGAGCUGUGGCUGUCUCAGCAGAACAGGGAGGACAAGCCUCGCUCAGCACUGGCUGUGCAAGGGGGGGAAUGCCAGCACCAGGGACGCCCGGCCUCAACACAGUGCAAACCUCCCGCGGUAACACUGUGCAGAAGGGGGUCCCAGCAGUGCCAGAAGUGGAAAGCAGGUGAGAUCUCGGAGCGGUUUGUUUGCAUUGCGUGACCCUGACACUGGGAAGGGCUUUGCACUUUGUGACUGGUAUCAGGAAAAGGUCUCUUUUGACAAGUGUCUCUGGUGGCUCCUCCAAAGUCACCUGCCUCUCCACACACCUUGCAGAGGGAAGGCAUUUUGACACCUUGCUGGCUUUCUAAAGGAACAGAGCUGACACCAGAGCUCGCAGGGCAUCUGCACAUGCUGUAUGUUGUUCCCGGCACAGCACGCUGCUUAGCCACAUAGCACAGGCCUGUCUCUGUGGGUGUGCUGGCACUGGUGUCACCAGGCUGCACUGGUCACCCACCCAUGUGGGAACCCAUUGCUUUUUAGUGAGCAUGGACAUGGGGAAGGCAGCCCUACCCCAUCCUGGCAUGCUGGGACCUGGUUCAAGAGCAGUCUGUGAGAUGCUGCUGCCGGCACUCUGAGCAGCAGGGGAUUGCAAUGCAAAUGCCAGAUUUCAGCACAAUCCUUGAGACUGUUCUUUGCUUUUACUGGCUCAUGUUGGGACUGCUCCACACAGCAGGAUCUGGCUGGCCUGCAGAUGGAUGGCAGACGUGUGGCAGCACUGAUGCUGGGUGCUCAGCAAGGUCAGGUUUCCCCUGCUUGGACAGCAUUGCUGAGAGGAACUUGUAGCCAUGGGGCUCUCCUGCACAGAGGGUUUGGAAAGAGGGCACGCCCUGAUGCCCUUUCCAUGUUGAGCACUGGGGUUUUCCCAGGGGCUCUUGUCUGACUUACCGCUGUCCCUCACAAAAAUCCCCUCCGCUCCUGGAUCUUCAUUCACUGACAGCCCUGUGCCAUGCCCUGCGAUGGACUCAUGCUGGCUUGGGGGGCUGCAGUCUCCUGGGUGUGACACUGCCAGCUGCAGAGUGGGGAGUGGUCCCCAUGUCUGCUCCGUCACCAGGUGUAUGGAGGGGCAGGGAGCCAGGGGAGUGGUGGAGCUGCAGCCUCUCACCCUUCUCCAUCUCACUCUCUGUGGGGCUGAUGGGACCAGUGCCCCACUUCUCUCCUGCUCUUGGGCUGUGGCUAGUUAAGCCUUGUCCAGCGCAGGGUGCGCACUGCUGGGCUGACAGUUUUCCCCUGGAUGGAUACCAAGUCAGCAGGAGAUGCCAGUGGUGCAGCUUUGCACAGUUCCUGCCUCCCACCUGAUACCUAGCAGCGGGGGCUCUCGUGGUGGGUCCUGCCUCCUGCACGCUGGAGGCACUGCUGUCCCCAGCACUGUGUCCUGCUGCUGUCUGCACCCAGCACAUCGUGCCUCCUGGGCCACCCCUGUGCCAUCCUAGCCGGCGCCACCACCACUCCCAGAAGGACCAGGAUGAGAAGAAUUAGCGAUGGCCCAUGUGUGGAGCAGAGGGGGGUACCAGCAGGUGCCUGUGACUGCCACUGCCCAUGUCCCCUACGCAACAGAAGCCUUCACUGGCCAGUCUCUGCUGAUUGCGGAGAAACCCCAUGGGACAGGCUGCCUGAGUUCAGUGUGGCCAGAAGGAGACUGCCGGGGCAGGCAGCUCCACAGGUGGCUGCUCAGACCAGCCUGCCCAGGAUGGGGCAGUUGGCAGCACCCCCAGGAUCUCCAGGACAAUUCAGCACAGUCCAGGCCUCCUGUGCUGGUGAGUGCACGGGUUGCAGAGUCACAGCUGACCAGAUAUGUGGCCACUGCAGGGCAGAGGGCCAGGACGAGCUCUGGAGAUGGGCAAGGGUGCUGGGGAGUGUGGGUCAUGGGGGAGGCACCCCUCAUCCCUAGGGCUGCUAGGGCAGCAGGAGGCCUGAGGUGCCCUGCAGAAGGGCACUGGCAUUCCCAGCAGAGCUGGCAAGUGAACGUGUUGGUACAAAGGGGCUGUGAUGAGCAAGGGAUUUGGGCACCCCAUGGCGCAGAGGCAAAUGGUGCCCAAGGAGCGAACUGAGCUGAGGUGCCAGAAGGGGGCCAUCCAUUGCCCCUUCCCUCCCAGUGAGGACAAUCCCAGAGACGGUGGAAUGCCCAGAGAAAUGCAAAGGGACCGAGCUUGUUUGCACUGAGCCCCGCAGGCUGGCAUGGCUGGGCCAAGCACUCUGGAUUUAUUGCCCCUCUGCUGCCUGGGUGGCUGCCUGUCCUGCAGGACAAAGGGGUUGUCUCUGCUCUGGCAUGGCAGAGGGAUGGGGUGCAGCUGCCCUGCUCUGGGGGGGCCUUAGUGGAGGAACGCUGGACCGCUCCAGCCCACUGUCUAGCAAGCAUCUCUCCGGGAUGGUCUUUUCAGGGCAAGAUAGGCACCGAGCCGGGCUAUGGCUGGACCCCUUGGCAAUAACACUGGUCGUUUUGUGGUGUGGGGCUGGGCGUGCACAGGCUGGGUCUUGCCUUGUCCUGAGUAGGUGGGAAGCACCGACGUGCUGGGCUGGCAUGCAGCAGCGAGGAUGCACUUUAUCAAAGCAGGGGAGCGGGGCUGUGGGUGCUUCUGUCUGCCAGAAUCUCACCAGGGAACGUGUCUGGAUAAUCAUGAGGAGUGUGAUGGAGGAGAGCAGGCUUCUUCCCCCACACCUCCUCUCCCCUCCGGCACGCUGCCUUCCCUUCCAAUGCACUUUGAAUGGAUGACAACGUGGUUCAGGCCAUGGCUCCAGCUCCCUGGGAGCACCGGUUGAACCUCAACCCAUCUAAAACUGCUUCAGCCCCUUAGCCUGUCUCCUUCAGCCCACAGGCAUGGCUGUAUCAGGUACUGCCUCUCCCACAUGUGUGCUGUGAAUGCAGGCAGGCAAGCAGGGUUAUGGGCUCUCACCUCCACGCAUGUCCAGGCCACCCUUUGUCACACGCACAAGAAAAGCCAAAUGCGUCAUCACCCGGCUGGUGCUAGGGUUUGCUGGAGGGGAGACUGGGCAAGUGCACGGAGUGGAUGGGGCUUCUCCCAGGAUUUCACCUCUCUCAAAUUGGGCAAUAAAACAGUGUUUCAUCCACACCAAUUGUCCUGUCCCUCUGCCACGGGAGCUCCUGGUGCCAUAGGCAGCUUUGCGUGUGUCCCUGCCACGCUGGACCCGGUGGUUUUCCAGCCUUUGCCUUGUCUGCAUGUGCAGAAGAGGUUGUACAGUGGGCUGCACGUGUGAUACAGCGUGGGGGUGGACCAUGCAGAGAGUUGCAUGUGUGGAAACCUGUGCUCCCACACAACCAGAGGUGAGCUGCUUUUUUCCUGGGACCAUUUGCCAAAAUAAGAUGCAGAUAGCAGCUCAAAGGGAGUCUGCUCUCGCAGCCGUAGCUCUGCUGUGGUAGCCAUGUGUGGGUGGCAUUUGCCUGGGUCCUUCUGCCUUGCUGGGGGAAGGAUGCAAGUGGGGCCAGGGCACCACUGCCUGCAGCUGCAGCCUGGCAGGAACCAGGCAGGGUAGAGGUGAGCCCCUGGGUUCUGGGGGGAGCACGGGGCUGCUGGCAGGGCCCUGCUGUCUCUACAGGCUGUGCCACACAUGCAGGUAAGUGGCUCACAGGGACAGGGUGUCCAGGUCCCUGCUUGCUGCUGGUGCUCCGGAGGGCCUCAGGAGCUGUUGAGCAGGUGAAGAUGUUGCGGCUUAUUUCAGUCUUUCUGAGAUGCCAGCUGUACUUGUUGGAUUUCACACAUCAAUAAAACUUAUAUUUAUAGUGUA